GUGCCUGGAUGAAGUUCUAAGUGGCAGCCGCUGCAGGGAUCAGCUUUGAAAUGAGGGCCAGCUGCAGCUAAUAAUAAACUAACAUCUUGGGCUGGACGCAAAGGAAGGUGGGAUUGGUUGGCUGGUCACCCUCCUUCUUGAGGACGCGUUAUAAAGCUUGGCCUCUCCACAGGAGCAUCCCCACGCGUCGGCAGACCCCUGAAGGCACCAUGGCCGUCCUCGGCAUCACGGUCGCUCUGCUGGUGUGGAUGGCCACUCUGCUGCUCAUCUCCAUCUGGAAGCACAUCUACAGCAGCUGGAAACUGCCCCCUGGCCCUUUCCCACUGCCCAUCGUUGGGAACCUUUUCCAGUUGGAAGUGAAGGAUAUUCCCAAAUCCUUCACCAGGCUGGCAGAGCGGUUCGGGCCGGUGUUCACCCUGUACCUGGGCUCGCAGCGCGUCGUGGUCCUGCACGGCUACAAGGCUGUGAAGGAGGUGCUGCUCGACUACAAGAACGAGUUUUCGGGCAGAGCAGAAAACCCAGCAUUCCAGGUGCACAAGGACAAAGGGGUCAUUUUCAAUAAUGGACUGACCUGGCGGGACACCCGGCGGUUCUCGCUGACCACCCUGCGUGACUUAGGGAUGGGGAAACAGGGCAACGAGCAGCGGAUCCAGAGGGAGGCCCACUUCCUGCUGGAGGCGCUCCGGAGCACCCAGGGCCAGCCCUUCGACCCCACCUUUGUCAUCGGCUUCGGGCCCUACAACGUCAUCUCCGACAUCCUCUUCCACAAGCGCGUUGAUUACAGUGACAAGACUGGUCUGCGGUUGAUGCGUCUGUUCAAUGAGGACUUCUACCUGCUCAGUACACCCUGGAUCCAGCUUUAUAAUAUUUUCUCAAGUUACCUACAGUACCUGCCUGGAAGCCAUAGGAAACUACUGAAAAAUAUCUCUGAAAUAAAAGAUUAUGCUUUAGAAAGAGUGAAGGACCACCAGAAGUCACUGGAGCCCAGCUGUCCCCGAGACUUCACUGACACCAUGCUGAUGGAAAUGCAGAAGGAGAAACACAGCGCAGACCCUAUGUACACUUUGGACAACGUUGCUGUGACCGUGGCCGACCUGCUCUUUGCGGGGACAGAGACCACCAGUACCACCCUGAGAUACGGGCUCCUGAUUCUCAUGAAAUACCCGGAGGUUGAAGAGAAGCUUCAUGAAGAAAUUGACAGGGUGAUUGGGCCAAGCCGAAUCCCUGCCGUCAAGGACAGGCUGGACAUGCCCUACCUGGAUGCUGUGGUCCACGAGAUUCAGAGGUUCAUCGACCUCCUUCCUUCCAACCUCUUGCAUGAAGCAACCCGGGACACAGUGUUCAGAGGAUACGUCAUCCCCAAGGGCACAGUCAUAAUUCCGACACUGGACUCCGUCUUGUAUGACAGCCAAGAGUUCCCUGAACCAGAGAAGUUUAAGCCAGAGCACUUUCUGAAUGAAAAUGGAAAGUUCAAGUACAGCGACCAUUUCAAGGCAUUUUCCGCAGGAAAGCGGGUGUGUGUUGGAGAAGGCCUGGCUCGCAUGGAACUCUUCCUGUUCUUGGCCGCCAUCCUGCAGCACUUUAACUUGAAGUCGCUUGUUGACCCCAAGGACAUCGACCUCAGCCCCAUCGCAAUUGGGUUUGCCAAGAUCCCCCCCCGGUACAAACUCUGUGUCAUUCCCCGCUCGCAAGUGUGAGGCACACGUGCUCUGAAGACCCCGCUCCUUGAUGCCGGCCUGAAGGCCUCCUGCUCCCCUGUACCCCCUCAGCAAGGGCAGCCAGGGCUCCACAGGGCGUCAAUGGGGCCAGAGGGGUGCUUUCCAGCCACAUGCUUCAGAUAGAGUUUGAAAGCAAAUCAAAAAAGCUUGUGUCAAACUAAUUAAACCAAUUAAAGC
This is a messenger RNA of Hippopotamus amphibius kiboko, 1895 nucleotides long. RefSeq names its product cytochrome P450 2E1. Gene Ontology annotation, cellular component: intracellular membrane-bounded organelle; cytoplasm. Gene Ontology annotation, molecular function: iron ion binding; oxidoreductase activity, acting on paired donors, with incorporation or reduction of molecular oxygen, reduced flavin or flavoprotein as one donor, and incorporation of one atom of oxygen; heme binding. Bases 210 to 1697 code for a protein of 495 amino acids. Lineage: Eukaryota; Metazoa; Chordata; Mammalia; Artiodactyla; Hippopotamidae. Gene Ontology annotation, biological process: xenobiotic metabolic process. The transcript has 9 exons. The record is from RefSeq and is a predicted model, not a curated record.